This is a messenger RNA of Podarcis raffonei (Aeolian wall lizard), 1568 nucleotides long. RefSeq names its product N-alpha-acetyltransferase 80, NatH catalytic subunit (gene NAA80). The coding region runs from base 172 to 1188 and encodes 338 amino acids. NCBI's taxonomy places the organism in Eukaryota, Metazoa, Chordata, Lepidosauria, Squamata, Lacertidae. Gene Ontology annotation, biological process: protein acetylation. Gene Ontology annotation, cellular component: cytoplasm. The record is from RefSeq and is a predicted model, not a curated record. Gene Ontology annotation, molecular function: acetyl-CoA binding; N-acetyltransferase activity. The transcript is spliced from 2 exons.
GUAAAGGGAGGAGCGAGGGCGAAAGCGGGGUAGUUCUGCUCUGCGCAGCCGGAGGAAGCGGGGAGAGCUGAGCGCGCGGCUGAGAGCCCCUGCCGUUCGCUAGCAUGAGUGAGUCAAGCUCCCUGUGUCCCAUGUAACGUUUCGCCGCUUGGUCCUCUGGUGGUGAGAAGAAUGGGGUCUGUUUCAGAGAUACUCACAGCGGUGCCCCUUCACCAGAGGCCCGAUCUCCUAGAGGCCUGUGCCGACCUCAUCAAUGAAGAGUGGAAAAGGAGCAGGACCUCCCGCAUCCACUCCCUGCAGAGAUCCAGCAACAGCUUCCCCAUGUGCCUGGUGCUGAUUAGGACCCAGAGGUCAGUGGAAGACACCGCGGAAGGGAAGACGGCCAAGAGUCAGUGCCAACUCCUGGGGCAUGCCAGGCUGUCCCGUGUGGUUGGCCAGCCCAAGAGCUUGUUUGUGGAGACGGUGGUUGUUGCCAAGGCCCUCCGGGGAAAGGGCUAUGGCAGGAAGCUGAUGGAAGCUGUUGAGCAGUACGCCAAGUCCCGCAGCUAUAGGCGCCUGCACCUCACCACCCACGACAAGCAGCAAUUCUACGCCCACCUGGGUUACAGCUUGUCCAAGCCAGUUCAGUGUGCGGGAUUCGCGAGUUCCCUUGUACCUAUGGAGUUUCUGGAGAGCUUCUCUCCCCUUCAGCAGGACAAGGAACUUCCCACAGGGCCUGGGAAGCGUGAGCCAAGUGCAUCUUGCAGCAGGAGAUGCGGAGCAAGCCUUCCUCCAUUGCCACCUUCAGCACACCUUUCCACAUUCACGGUUUGCUCAGCGGCUUCUCCUCCCCCACCACCCCCAUUGCUUCCUGUUCAUUCUUAUCUGCCAGCAGCCGCCACCAUUUCUCCCCCUCCCCGCCUGCCAGCUUCUGUAGCUUCCCACAGUUCCUCUUCCCAGGCCAUGAAUGCUUCUGUUCUGCCCUCGCAAUCAGCCACCGUGCCUCUUUUUGCUGCAAACCUUCCUCCCCCUCCCCCGCCUCCUCUUCCUCCACCUCUGCCCAUGGCCCUUUCGGCAGGCCAUCCCGAUUCCUGCAAAUCUGCCUCUUCUGAGCCAUCGGGGGACAAAGCCCAGAACCAGCUGUUUCUAGAAACGCCAUAUCGUGACCUGAAAGGGCGGCCCAUAUUCUGGAUGGAGAAGGACAUCUGACCCUUUCACCAUGUGCCUGUGUGAGUGUGAUGAAGAUGAAAUGACGGCUGAAGGAGCAGAGAUGCUGAGAAGAAAAGCUCAGCUUCGGAUCCAGUGAGAUGGGCUGUGAGAGAACUAUUCUAACACAAACAAAGCCAAUAGAUUCUAUCUUCCAUGGUUGUUUUCCCCAGAAUUCUUUUCAGACAAGAGCCCAUUUUCAUGCCAUAAAAAUGUGAAAUUCGCUUAGACAAUGAUCUAUUUUGGAUAUACUUUCAAGGCCAUCCACUGUCCCCCAUUGUCUUCCAGUGGUGGUUGCCAUAGCUGAGUGGGUGGGCCUGUGCUGAGGCUGCCUUGCCUUCAAGUUUGAUGUCAUUUUAUCAAUAAAGCACCUCUGAAAUAUC